AAUUUGGGUGGACAUGAGUGGAUGGAUGGAUGGGUGGACCCAACAUGAACCAACUAAAUGAUUGUACAAAUUGACUAUGACUUCGGGGUUGCACCCCUUUGGACUUAAAAUCACCCGAAUUUGGAAGCAUCCACGAAACAGCGUAGAAGCAACGGAGAUAACGCUCGGUGGUGUAGCCCGUCCCUUUCUCGACAUCCCCAACAUGGAGAGUGGCAGCAGCAGCAAGAAGAGGAAGAUUUCCCAGGUCGACCAAGUCGAUGACGAUAAUGAAGAAGAAAAGAUAGAGAAGUUCUUUGCUCUCAUCAAGAGCUUACGGGAGGCACGCGAGCAGCUGAUGAACUGCAGCGCCGAUGCAGGGAAGAAGGAGCUGGUUGAUAACAAAAGAAUGAAGAGUACUAAACUGGAAGAGCCGUCCUUUCGAAGUGAAGAUUUCAUCGGAGUGGCUCCGGUGAAGGAAUUAGCUCCCGCCGGCUUGGUUGGUUCUUCUCAAAGAUCGGAGAAAGAAGAGAAGGCCAAAGAAGUGUUGGAUCUCAGCCUUUCACUUUAGUAUGUAUGUAGGCCAAAUGUAGAGGAGACUAUAGCUACUAGCAAGUCACUAGGUAACUGGCAUGUCAUCCUUUUCAAUUAGUUUGGAAUUAGAUUUUAUAUAUGUAUAACAUGCUUUUGUUUAUUGAAACUCGAUCUUCUUAUAUCUCUAAUUAUAAUAUAUGGUAGUCAAAAUC
This is a messenger RNA of Rubroshorea leprosula, 722 nucleotides long. Lineage: Eukaryota; Viridiplantae; Streptophyta; Magnoliopsida; Malvales; Dipterocarpaceae. The record is from the annotation of a GenBank genome assembly.